GCAGAGCUUUGUCUGGAGGCCGGGUUGGGAGGUAGGCCGGCGCGAGUCCGCGGCCUGCGGGCUUGGAGGAGGGUUCUGAGCCGGAGCCCACGCGUGGCCCCUUUUCUGAGGACCGCCAGGCAGUGCGCGGGCUUCUAUCAAGAAACAAUGAGUUUAAAACCGUUCACCUACCCUUUUCCAGAGACAAGGUUCCUUCAUGCGGGACCCAGUGUGUAUAAGUUCAAAAUCAGAUACGGCGACAGUAUCAGAGGAGAAGAAAUAGAGGACAAGGAAGUCAUCAUCCAGGAGCUGGAGGAUUCUAUCCGUGCAGUCUUGGCAAACAUGGACAACCUGCAGCCCUUUGUUACCAAACACUUCAUUGUAUUUCCCUAUAAAAGCAAGUGGGAGAGAGUUUCCCACCUGAAAUUUAAACAGGAAGAAGUCAUCUUGACCCCAUACCCAUUUGUUUUCACUCUGUAUGUAGAAAUGAAAUGGUUUACUGGAAAUCUGCCUUCAGGGAAACCAACAGAUGAUAGUCCUCUUGAGUUGCAGGUCCUAGCUGAGAAGAAAGCAGAAGAAGCCAUGGUGCGGAAACGAAGACUCAUGGAGGAGCCCAGCUCCCCUGGCAGGCCAGGACCACACAGGGCCAAGAUAGAGACUUCUAGUGAAGCUUUAAGCAAUCAGAAGCCCCAGAAGGAAACCAAGAGGAACAGAGAAGGAGAAGCUCAGCAAGAAUAUCAGGAUAUGCUAGCCUCUGAUGCCACUGACGUCCAGGAACAGGAUUCUAAGUUGGGGCACAGCCUGCCAGAGCUUGUUGUCCCUCCACUGCAACAUAGCAACCCACCACCACCCAAAGAACCAAGAACCAGUGGCUUCCUUGCGUUUCUAAGCACUCUCCUCCGGGUCCGGCAUUUCUUCAGGAAGAGCUGGCAGUAAGCCUGCCAGGCACCACAGCACGGUGGUGUUAGUCGGUCGGAAAAAGGACUUUCUCUUGCGGUGGCUCCUGAGCUAUACCAAACAUCAUUUGCUUUAGUUUCUUCCUGUUUUAAAUUUUUUUCUUUUGUUUAUUUUUGAGACAAGCAUUACUGUCAAAUCACCUAGGCUGGCUUCAGGUGCCCCAUCUUCCUGUCUCGGGCUCCCGGUCUGCACCACCACGCGCCAUCCUUUUCUUUUUUCUUUCUUUCUUUUUUUUUUUAAAGAU
This is a messenger RNA of Onychomys torridus (southern grasshopper mouse), 1180 nucleotides long. RefSeq names its product membrane anchored junction protein (gene Majin). Bases 148 to 915 code for a protein of 255 amino acids. NCBI's taxonomy places the organism in Eukaryota, Metazoa, Chordata, Mammalia, Rodentia, Cricetidae. The record is from RefSeq and is a predicted model, not a curated record. The transcript has 11 exons. Gene Ontology annotation, cellular component: nuclear inner membrane. Gene Ontology annotation, molecular function: DNA binding. Gene Ontology annotation, biological process: homologous chromosome pairing at meiosis; meiotic attachment of telomere to nuclear envelope.